UGAAUUUGAAUUUUGAUUCUACAUUUUUCUCCUGCUCUGUCCAGGACCCUCUGUUGUGAUCCCUGUCAGAGUGGUGGUAGCCAGGUACUAUCUAGUUCUUCUGGGUUUAGGUUGCUGGAGGCUGUGGUUCACGUGGUCCAUCAGUCCUUUGGACUAAUAUUUUCCUUUGUCUUUGGUUUUCUUCAUUCUCCUUUGCUUUGGGUGGGAUGGGACCAAUCGAUGUGUCUGAGAUGACUGCUCCCAAGCUCUUAAGACCCCAAAUGCUAGUCACCAAAGUAGGAUGUAGAAUAUUUUCUGUAUUAACUAUGUUGUGCCAGUUGAUCCAGAUGUUCCCCAAGACCAUGGUCCCCAGCCCUCAGGUGAGUAACUCUGCCCCUCAAGGCAUUUGGAUGUGUCUAGGAAGCUUCUAUGACUUUGUCUUGGUCAGGUUGGCCUGACUUCCCCUGUAUUGUGAUUGUGUGUUGUCUUUCCCUUCACCAAAGCUAAUACUUGUCUACUACCUAGUUAGUGAUUUCCCCUCCCCAUCCCUUCCCUUCCUUGUAACCAUCAAAAAUUGUUUUUUUCUGUGUGUAAACCUAUUCUUGGGUUUUGUAAUAGUGGUCUUAUACAGUAUUUUCCUUUUGUGAUUGACUUAUUUCACUCAGCAUAAUACCCUCCAGAUUCAUCUAUGUUGUGAGAUGUUUUGCGGAUUCAUCAUUGUUCAUUAUCAUUGUGCUUUAGUCCAUUGUGUGUAUGUACCGUAAUUUGUUUGUUUAUUCAUCUGCUGAUGGACACAAGUUGUUUCCAUCUUUUUGCUAUUGUGAAUAAUGCUGAAAUGAACAUGGGUGUGCAUGUGUCUAUUCGUGUGAUGGCUCUUUUUCUCUAGGAUAUAUUCCUAAGAGUCGGAUUGCUGGAUCAUAUGGUAUUUCUAUUUUUAGCUUUUUAAGGAGGUUCCAUAUCUUUUUCUAUAGUGGCUGUACCAUUUUACGUUCUUAUUAGCAGUGCAUAAGAGUUCCAAUCUCCCCACAACCUCUCCAAUAUUUGUUAUUUUCUGUUUCUUAUAUUUGUGCCAGUAAUGUCGGGGUGAGAUGGUAUCUCAUUGUAGUUUUAAUUUGCAUUUCUCUAAUGGCUAAUGAUCAUGAGCAUUUCCUCAUGUGUCUGUCAGUCACCUGAAUGUCUUCUUUGGUGAAGUGUCUGUUCAUAUACUUUGCCCAUUUUUUAAUUGGAUUAUUUGUCUUUUUGUUGAGGUGUUGAAGUGUUCUACAGAUUUUAGAGAUUAGACUGGAAAUAUAAUUUUUUUUUUUUCUCUCAUGACUUCGAGAACUAAUUCUCAAACCAUGGCAUUUCCACUGGAGACCAAAGAUAGAAGUAAACAUUGGUAGUGAUAAUGCAACCUGGGAAGCUCUCUCUUUUUGUCAUACCCGGGUUGAACCGUUUAUGCAUAUCUCAACUCUAAAAAUGAUAGUUGCCAUUGUAUUAGUUCUGCAGGCAUUUAAAGAUUAAUAGGAAAAUGUGUAUUCUUGCGUAAAGACAGUAAAGGAUGGGUAUUAGUCAACAUAAGAAUCUUCCCCUUGGUAUGGUGGUGUGGAGAAUCAGUAUGUCUGCUACUGGUUUCUGGUCUUUUCUGCGCUUUCUCAAGUGUCCUGUCUCUCUUCUUUGUCUCUGAUCUCAGGGGCAGGUGAUUCCUCACUGUAGAUUCUUUUCUACAAAUAAGCUGUACUUCAGAGGUUGUAGGCGUUCAUGUCACAGACUUGCAGCAAUUGCCAGUUGCAAAGGAGGAUGAUUUGGAUGAGAAGUUGACAAAAAAGCUCUUGAACGUGAAGGAAUCACACCCUGCCCAGCUACUGUUCUGUAGAGUAGUGGACAAGGCAGGAGGUGGGACUGACCUCUUUAAAAGAGGCUAAACUUCUUGACUGGGGCUUUCCAAAAGGAUGGCUUAAGUUAGCAAAUACUGUCCGAAUUUCCUGGGCUUCCUGGAAUUCUACUCAAGAAUUCCAGACACUCUAGUAAAAAUUGCCUGGUGGCAGAGAUUUUGAGAACAAUAGAUAGGGAGGGUAUAUGUAAAAAAACAAUUUCAAGUGAGAUAUGAGAAUAGAUUCUAGGUUUAUAAUUAUUACUAAUUCCUGUUGUCUGGGUGUCUCUCUUUAGCCCCCUGAGCCCAGUAUCGUUUUGUCUGGAUUCCUAAGAAAUCCAUACUCUUCCCCCAUGCUCGCUAUGUGACUAGCUUCUCAGUUACACUGUAUUGCAUGGAAUUACAUUUUUCUGCAGGUUUUUCACUAAACACCUCUUUCCUCUCCUCUGGGGGGGAAGUCCCCUUAGUCUGGGAGCUCACUAGUCUUUAUUGUUAAUGUCUCAUAAAUUCCCCUUUAUCAAAAAACAUCUAUUUUGUCAAUAGAAUACCUUCCAUUCAGGAACAAUGACAGGGAGAGAUUAUCUCGGAGGCUGAGAACACAAGACCCCAAUAUCAGGGGAAAUAUUAAAGUAUGCUUCCAGAUGUUUUCAAAUAUAUAGAGACGAACACUGGCCAUCUAAAUAAUUGAUUCUCCACCAACUAUUUUCUACCCAGUCAUGCCCUUAAUGGCAAAACAGUUAAUAAAUUCAGUGAAAAGAAAAAUCAGAUUGCUUUUUUAUUGGUGUGUACAAAAAGAAUAGAAAGAAGGGAGUUGAAUAGCUAGCAAUUUUGCAACAAGUUAUUUUAGUGUCGUGUAGAUAUAAGGAGAGUGUAGUUUGCAGUAGAUAAGUGAUUGUUGAUUUUAAUUAACCAAAAAGUGCUAAGUACCUACUAACCUGAGCCUAGGAGGAAAGAUAUGAUAUAACUUGGAUUCAUAUAUUUGCCAAUAGGUUAUGUUCCUGGAAAUAUAAUUCCUUUAUUCAUUCAGUAAGUAUUAAUUGAGCACCUGUUAUGUGGCAGGCACUGUGCUAGGUGAUGGGGAUAUUAAUGGUGAACAAGGAAGACAUGGUUCCUGCCUAUAGUCGAGUGGUGUGGGGGUUGAGGGAAGACACUAAUCAAAUAAUCACACAAAUAUAUUGUUACAAAUAUAAGUGCUGUGGUAGGGAAAAAAAUGGGGAGUUGUAAGACUAUAAAACAUGGACACUAUACCUAGCCUGAGUGGUGACCUGAGAAAGCUUUCCUGAAGAAAUUUGAAAGGGUUGGGGAUGGGAGAAGAAUGUUCUGGGUAGAGGCUCUGAGGCAGCAGGGAGUGUGGAGCUUAGUAGGAACUGAACCAAGGUCAGUGCUGUUGGAGGGCAAGGGGGACGUGGUUCAACAUAAGGCUACAGAGGUGGCAGGGACCAGAUCAUAAAUGACUCAGUAGAGAAUGAAUGAAUGAAUGAGCAUGGAUAUAGUUUAUAACAUGAAUGUGAGUCCUACUGUCUCCAGUCACUAGUAUAAAAAUAAAAGAAGUUUGCAAUUGUAUAAUGACUGCUGUUUGGGAGAAGGUAUUCAUUCAUUCAUUCACUCAUUCAGGCAUAAGAACAAGACAAAAUCCCCACUCAUGUGGAUUUUACAUUCUAGUGGAACAGGCAGAUAAUACGCCAAUAAGCAAAUAUAUAGGUUUUGUGGUAAUUUUAUUUAUGAAUAUGUGGUGUGGAUGUGAGUGUUGUUUAGAUGAAAACAAAAAUUGUAUCUCAUCUAAGUGUGAUGAUUCCUCUGUUUAAAGUUAUAUGCUCUUGCAGUGCUAAGACAUGCUGAAUGCAGGUGUUCUUCAUAGUACUCAGAUCAUAGUCAAUGACUUUGGAGAAAUACCAAGAGAGGAAAACAAGAGAGGGGAGCUGUGGGGUUUCUAUUAGUUUGUUUUUGUUUUGAGGGAAGUAAUAAUACCAUUGCCCUCACUGUAGCUAACCACCUCUUCCUGGAGUGGUCGAGGAGGAUGAGAAGAACAAUGAAAAGGCUUAUAUGAAAGUAACUGAGUCUGAUACUGAUCAAGAAGGAUCUUAGAAGGAGAAUAUUUCAAAGCCUGUCUACUUCUUUGUACAGAAAGAGCUUAUAUACCUUAUUAUAUACUUUACAGAUUUUUCACAUUUCUAAAAAGAGUUCACAGCUUACAGUUGAUGUAUACAGAUAAAGAGAGGUAUUUCUUUCCCAUGCUCCUAAAAGUUGUUAUUAAAUUCAUGGUGCAUCUUAAAAACAUCACCAAUUUACAAUUCAGAAAAUAAUACAUACCUGGAACCUUGUUUGAGUUUUUUGGUUGUGCCUGUCUUUUGUGAAGAUCUGCUUGAAGACUUCUGAUGACAAUGUUUACAUAUCUGAGUAUAAAGUAUAGAUUACCAUUGAUGGAAUUUAACCAGGGCACCUGCGAAGGUCACCUUGGUUGCAAAUUUUGGUUGCAAAAUUCAGAGGGUAGGUAGUUCAUUAGCUGAAAAGGCAGUAUAAUACUUAGAUGUUUAAUUUUCAGGGAUUUCUGUGUUUCUGGUUUUCACGUUGUAUAAAUCAAAGUGAUCAUUUCUAUAUAUGCCAAGAUUCUCGGAUCUGAGAGGAAUGAUGGAAAUGUUAGUUUAACCUUGAGUGCAGGGUUUCUCAAUUGCACAACUAUUGACAUUUUAGACCAGAUAAUUCUUUGUUGUGAAGGGCUGUCCUGUGCAUUAUAGGAUGUUUGGCAGCAUCCUGGUGCCAGUAGCACCCCUGCAGUCGUGACAACUGUCUCCAGACAUUGCCAAAUGUCUCCUAGAGGACAAAAUCUCUCCCGGUUGAGAACUACUGCUUUAGGCUAUCGUAAUCAGCGACUCACAUGCUGUUGUUUCAGCUUUGCAUUGUGAUCAUGUUAAAUUCUAAACACAGAGCUUUCAGUUUAACAGGAUGGUAUCUUGGUAGUUCUAUAGAUCUUACACUACAAUAAAACCAGAAUGAGAAGACAAAAUAACUAGAUUUAGCCUAAGGUGUGGAAGCCUAAUAUUGUAAUAUGUUUUUCUGGAGAUAUACACUUUGAGAGCCUCAUUUGAUUUACCUUAUAAAAUUCUACCCUCAAUAUUUAAAACUCAGUGGUUCAGCUAUUUUCCUUAAAGGUAUGGAUCUUAAUGUGGCAGAAGACUCCAACUCAGUCAGCUGCAAGAAUUAAUAGCCUUUUGGUGACACAGAGAAACUUAAAUGAGGCACAUUUAAUGAGUUCAAUUCUUGUUUUAUAGGAAGCCGGGAAGAAGAGGGAGAAAAGAAAGUGCUGCUCUUGUGUACUUUGGUGAUGGUACUUGACAUUUUAGUUUAAUGUUUCCUUAAUAUCUGUGGCUUAAUCAAAGUUUCUGAGAAUGGGAAGGAUGUGUUCUCUCUGUCACUGUUAAGCUAUGAAAUGAUGUUUAAAAUUACUUUAAUCAUACAUGAUUAGAUCUUCUAAAGUGGUAUUUUUUUAUGCUUUGGUGCUAUGGGAAUACUUAAGAUUGUGUAAGUUUACUUGGACGUAUAGAUAAUAUCUGAUACCAGUAAGAGAACUAUUUUUUAAAUUCCUUUUUAUUGUUAUUAUUUAUGUCAUUUAAAGGCCUCCUGCUCCAAAGUGUUAUAUAUGGGUUCAAAGAGGCAAAUAUUAUCUUUUAAAAUAGUUUCCUUUAUGACACUAUCAUCUUCAAGAAUAUUUGAAGACUUCCCAUUGACUCCAUAAUAAAGUUCUAAUUCCUCUUCAAGGCCCUCUACUAACUGGCUGCAGUCUACCUCUUCUGAGUUGUCUCCAUUACCUCCACUUGUUCCUGUGCCCAUAUCACACUCCAACUACAUCCUUACACUUGUCCACCUUAUUAUCUCUACCGCCCACCUUCCUAUCCACCCUAAGGUAUCAUUGCUUCCUUGGAACUUUCCCAGAUUUUCUUAGUUGGAAUUAAUCUCUUUCUCUUUUUCUGUAAUGCAGUGAAAAUACUAAACUAGACUUUAUUAAACUACCUGUGAGAAGAACUGUAUUAAAAAAUCUUUUUAUUGCGUUAAAAUAUAUAAAUAACGUAGACUUUGCCAUUUUACAUGUUUUUUAGCAUACAGUUCAGUGGCAUUAAUCACACUCACUAUGUUGUGCAACUCUCAUGACCAUCUAUUUCCAAAGCUUGUUCAUCACCAAACAGAAAUUCUGUAACCCUUAAAUGAUAACAUCUCCCUCUAGGCUCUCCCCAGCCGCUGGUAAGUACUAAUCUACUUUCUGUCUCUGUGAAUUUGCCUAGUCUAGAUAUUUUGUGUAGGUGGGAUUAUACAAUAUUUGUCCUUUUGUGUCACUUAGCACAAUAUUUUCAAGGUUCGUCCAUAUUAUAGCAUGUAUCAGAACUGAAUUUCUCUUUAUAGCUGACUAGUAUACCAUUGUAUGUAUAUACCACAUUUUGUUUAUACAUUCAUCUAUUUAUGGACAUUUGUAUUGUUUCCACUCUUUGGCUAUUAUGAAUAAUGCUACAAUGAACACUGAGGUGCAAAUACCUGUUUGAGUCCCUGCUUUCAUUUCUUUGGGGUAGAUACCUGGGAGUGGAAUUGCUGGGUCAUAUGGUUAUUCUAUGUUUAAAUUUUUGAAGAACCAUCAAAUUGUUUUAUACAGUGCCUAUAUCAUUUCACAUUCCCACCAGCAAUGGAUAAGGGUUCCAAUUUCUCCACAUCCUUGCCAACACUUGUUAGUUUCUGUCUUUUUGAUAAUAGAGCCCUGGUGGCACAGUGGUUAAACACUUGGCUGCUAACUGAAAGGUCGGUGGUUCAAACCCACCAGCUGUUCCCUGGGAGAAAGAUGUGGCAGUCUGCUUCUAUAAAGAUUAUAGCCUUAGAAACCCUGUGAGCAGUUCUACUCUGUCCUAUAGGAUCACUGUGAGUUGGAAUUGACUCUGUGACAAUGGACAUGGAGUAGGAGAGAAGUGACAUCUUAUUGUGGUUUGAUUUGCAUCUCCCUUGGAACCCCUUUGGGGCAGUUUUACUCUAUAGUGUUGCUAUGAGUAGGAAUCAACUCAACAGCAACAGGUUUGGUUUAAUUAAUGAUUAAUAAAGGCGUUCUGGUGGUGCAAUGUUUAAGUGCUCAAUUGCUAACCGAAAGGUUGGUGGCUCAAACCUACCAGUGGCUCCACAGGAAAAAAGACCUGGUAAUCUGCUCCCAGAUUACAGCCUAGGAAACCCUAUGGGGCAGUCCCACCCUGUCCUUUAGGGUCAUUAUGAGUCGGAGUAGGCUCAAUGGCAUACAAGAACAACAAUGAUUAUUGAUGAUCAGUAUCUUUUCAUUUGGUUACUGGCCUUUGUAUAUCUUCUUUGGAGAAGUGUCUAUUCAAGUCCUUUGCCCGUUUUUUAGUUAGAUUUUUUUUUUUUUUAGUUGUUAGAUUUUCUUUUUAAUUUCCAGUUCAUCCCAGGCUAAUAUGUGUCCUCCUGUCCAUAACCAGUACUUAGAUCCCACCACAUGAGACUCACCGUGCAAGCCUGGCAAUAUCCAAACUGCUCUAUACCCCAUUCAGCAAGAUGAGUACACUGAUCACACAUUUGGAUGGUGCAACUAUGUCCAACUGCUGUAAAAUUUCCAAACAGUUGAUCUCAGUGCCUGUACUUACCUUGUUGCAGUGUGAUAAAAAUAGUUCAUGGUGUGGCACUGGUGCACAGACUAUACCUGAGUACUGCCCUAGACUAUAAACCCCAGGAAGACAGAGCCCGUGGCUGCUUUUUUCAUCAUUAUAACUCCAGCAUCUGGCAUUGCCUCUAACAUAGUAAGCACAUUUAUUACAUUUUGAAAUGAUUAUCCUAUAAACAGGAGUACCUGUCUCAAAAGUAUCUCGGGCUAGAUCUUGAUCAUUUUUUAGCACCUAUGGGAUUAUCACAAAGGCUUUCUUGUAUCAGAAAAUAGAAAUGAGUGAGAAUAUCAAACCAAUUUAAAAAAUAUGUGUAUAUACACAUGCUGUUUUCAAGGAAAUCUGUUAAAACAUAAACCCAGACUCUUAGUGCUGGUCUGACCUUUAAAAAUUAAGAUUGCUUGAUCGAUAAUUUAAUUUUUUUCAAUAGGUAAUUGCAAAAAAAAUUCACUUAAUUUAAGUUCAUUUAAGUAAAAUAUGGAAAGCUUAAUAGAAAUCUAAAGCAUUUACCCUGUUAAAUAGAAAUACUGAGAAAUUAUCUGAGAAAAAUGUGUUCCUAAUACCAAACACACACACACACACACACAAAAGUAUAUUUAAAACCAAAAUGGCUUUCCUUUACGCAGCUCAAGGGAAUACACUGAAACUCUUGAACAGUCUAAAAUUGCAUUUCUGAAAAUGAGAAUCACAUGGAGUUAGUUUAGCAUCUACCACUGUAAUUUCUACUGGGAAAAACACCUGGGAUAUGAGUAGUGUUUUAAAAAAUUUUUAAUGUAAGAGAUUCAUAAUACAUUACUUUACAAUGCUAUUUGAACAUAUGUUUCUAACUUCCAGUAUUUCUAAAGUGUCUUUUUAAAUUGGUAAAAGGGAGCUGCAGUUGAAUGUUCAUAUUUUUCACUGAAUAUUUCAUUAUAUUAAAGUUAACAGCCAAGAAAAACAAGGACAUUUACUGUAUGUUUUUCCCACCCUUAUUAAAAAAAAAAUAGCCACUUACUUUUCCAUGGAACGUUUGUUAUUUCUGGGAAACAUAUGGCAUAUGACCAGAACCAUAAUUAGUAACAGUUUGAUGUUAUAGGAAUUGAGAGCUUCGUUGGAUCAGUAGCUUCCUCUGAAAUAUAAAAACAGCAAAUGUAGAUCCUAAGGGUAUAUUCUGAGGCUAGCUUUUCACUCCUUUACAACUGUGGAAUUUACUUGUUUUGAUGACGAAGAACUUGUUUGAAACAUCUUGUAAACACUUUCACAGAUUUUCCCCAGUGCCAGAAGGAGGCACUGGUCUAAGCAUUUUACGUACAUCAACUCGUUUAAUUGUCAUAACAACAAAUGAGAAAACAAAGAACCCAAAAUGAAACAUUACUUUGCUCAAAGUCAAUUAAGUAAAAAAUUGUGUAGAUAGGAUUCUUUCAGGGAAUCUGGCUCCAGAGUCUGUGUUCUAAUUUUUAUGCAGUACUGUAACUUGUGCUAUUUGCUUCUCCAAAAAGAUGAAAAGUUCCAAAUUUUCACUGGUAGAGUCUUGCUGAAGAGGUUAUUCUCUUGUGAAUUUUUCACUUAAUAAUAAUAAUAAAAAAAACCAAACCAGCUGCUGUUGAGUUGAUUCUGAUUCAUGGCGACCCAAUGUAUUUCAGAGUAGAACUGUGCUUCAUAGGGUUUUCAAUGGCUGUGGUCUUUCAGAAGUAAAGUGCCGGGCAUUUCUAUCGAGGCACCUCUGGGUUAAUUUGAACUGCUGAAACUGUCGGUUAGUAGUUAAGUGCUUAACCACGUGUGCCACCCAGGGACUCCUUUUUCUGCUUAAUUAAAAAAGAAAAAAAACCCUUUGCCAUCGAGUCAAUUCCAACUCAUAGCAACCCUAUAGGACAGAGUAGAACUGCCCACUAGGGUUUCCAAGGAGCGGCUGGCGAAUUCAAAUUGCUGACCUUCUGAUUAGCACCCAAGCUCUUAACUACUGCGCUGCCUAGUAGCUUGGAAAUGCUGGCUAGCUGGGGAAUGCUGGGUAACUGGGGAAUUCUGGGUAACUAGGGGGGGAUCAGGGUUCAUUAGUUGGCAGUACACCCUGAGCAACUUUUUCAGCAGCUGCAAACCAGACUUGCGUCAUCAUUACAGAUUCUGGGUCUGGCCUAUUCUCGCACAGGAUCCCAAAAGUAGUUUUAUCUUUGAAUUGUAAGGAAGAAUAUUGGUAGAACCACUUGCACCAAAUCUUUAAGUGUGUUUGAAAUUCAUAAUUUUUAAGCACUUGCUAUGUGUACUCUGUGUGUACAUACCCAGUAGCUGAGAGGAGACAUUUCAGAGAAAGAAUGUGUGCUCAUUUUUUAAUUUUUUAUUUAAGAUUUAAAAACACUGUAGAGGAGUGGGCUAGCAGGUGGGCCCGUAGACUUUUCACUAAGAGAUUUACCACUGAAUUCCAAUACACAUCCCAGCCAAGUGGCAAAGGAUAACUUUUGCUUUGUGUUGGAAGCCAUGGUUGCUGAGGCUGAUUAUUCACAGAAGUAAGGCAAAGCAUCUUGUCAGUCUCAAAGUGUAGUUUGUCCCAUCCUGUGUUACUAAUGCAGUUAUGAAGGACUUGAAAAUGCAACAUUGGUAGCAACAUGUAUAAUAGUAUUUAACCUUUUGAGCAGCAGCAGCAAGUAUUAUGUCUUAUAAAAUGUCCUGGUCGAUAUUUUCAUUUUCUUUCCAUCUAACAUUGUUUGCAUCCAUUGCCGUGGUAUUAAGUGAAGUGCUUACACUGUGGCUUGGCAGGGUGGGUUUAGGUAUACUCCCUUAAGCACAGAGAUCAGCCUAAAAGCUGGCAUUAGCCCAAUCUAGAACCAAAAGGAAAUUACGCUACAGGUAAGAAAGAGUAGAAAAUGAAUGCUAAAACUCUAAUGUUCUGUAUAAAGCUGUAAUUUUCACUGCUGGUACAUGUAUCAUGGUGGUGAUGUGGGAACUUGCUGUAAUACUUUCUAAGCUAUUUUCCUUGUUGGCACUGAUAUUUCAGGCAGCCACCAGAGUCCAUAAUAACCCAAAGCGAACAUAAUCCCUAUUCCUCGUGAAAUGGCAACACUUUCACUAAAAACGGUGCCAGAAUUCUUCUCUCAUUUACUCUUCACUGUGUGUUUUGGAGAGCAAGUUGGUGUCUGGGGAGAAUUUGAUCUAGAUGGACUUCUACCCAAGCCCUCUCUUCUUUCCCAAAAUAGCAACUGUACAUCUGAGAAUCUUGGCAUCCCUUUACCAUCUACCUUUUCUCUCUCUCCACAGUCAUCUUAGCUUGGUUUCUUAAAUUCAGCCAUGGCGUAUGCAUGGUAUUCUACCUUGACUUCUUCUGUCCUACCGGAGGGCAAGAAAUCCCAAGGGUUGGGGCCAUCUGGCAAGAAAAACUAUCUCUGAAGAGGCUUGGACAAUGGUGGGAGGAAAGAGGAGCCAGCCUUCCUUCAUAAAAACAAUGGAGGAAGAAUCAGUUCACUGCUAGAACAGAAAAGAAAAAAAAAAGAACAGAGGCAGCCAUUAAUCCUGGAGGUGAGAGCUGUUCUAUUUGGAAUUGCCACCCAAUGAUUGAUGUCGGUUCAGUCCCAAGACUUGCGGAGGAGCUUUUUGGAUUUGAAUCACUGAAUUCUCACUGCCAGGAUGGGGAAGCAGAACAGUAAGCUGCGCCCGGAGGUCAUGCAGGACUUACUGGAAAGCACAGACUUUACAGAACACGAGAUCCAAGAAUGGUACAAAGGCUUCUUGAGAGACUGCCCCAGUGGACAUUUGUCAAUGGAUGAGUUUAAGAAAAUUUACGGGAACUUUUUCCCUUAUGGGGAUGCUUCCAAAUUUGCGGAGCAUGUCUUCCGCACCUUCGAUGCCAAUGGGGAUGGAACGAUAGACUUCAGAGAAUUCAUCAUAGCCCUGAGUGUGACGUCCAGAGGGAAGCUGGAGCAGAAGCUGAAAUGGGCCUUCAGCAUGUAUGACUUGGAUGGCAAUGGCUACAUCAGCAAGGCGGAAAUGCUAGAGAUCGUCCAGGCAAUCUAUAAGAUGGUUUCAUCCGUAAUGAAAAUGCCUGAAGAUGAGUCGACCCCAGAGAAAAGGACAGAAAAGAUCUUCCGCCAGAUGGACACCAAUAGAGAUGGAAAACUCUCCCUGGAAGAGUUCAUCCGGGGGGCCAAAAGUGACCCAUCCAUCGUGCGCCUCCUGCAGUGUGACCCGAGCAGUGCCGGCCAGUUCUGAAGUCUCCCCAGUGAAUCCCAGAGCUGUUCAUGUUCCCUUUUGAUUCUUCUUUUUAACCAUUUUGCCAAACAAUAUUGAUGGUGAUGCUGUCCCCUGUGCGGCCAGACGCGCCUUCCUCUGUGACGCCUUCUGCUUCUUUUGUCGUGGAUGCUUCGUGGGAAUGCCCGGUGCUCCAACACGCUUGUGGAGAGCAUGGACAGUGCUGUCGUAAACAGACUCUGUGGUGUUCGUUGUUCCAACGAUGCUUAAUCAUUAUUGUUAUUAUUUUUUUUUCUUUCUAUUCUAAUGUCUAUUCUGAAACCAAGACUUGAUGAGGCAAGAGAAGGGAACAAAUCCAGCCCAGUGAUUCUACCGCAAGCUUUGAGAAACUUGUUUGAAAGAUGGAAACGCCUGCCUGGGUGGUUGUCACACACACCCUAGAGGUAAUAGACUCCCCAAGAACAAGCUACUCUCUGGGUCAAGGCUAUGAAAGGGACCUGGAGAAUUCCCCCAUGGAGGUUCACUCCACACUCUUCGUCAGAAGGCUGUAGUUUCUAAGCUGUGAACAUUUUAAGGUAAACAGAAGAGAGGAAAAAGAUGGCUCAGCUAUUUUUUCACAAGUUUACAUUAGUUGAGCUGAUAUGAGUUUCUGUGGAAAUUAAACACAAAUGGUAACUUGUAUUCCAAAACCAGACCCAUCUUGUUGCCUAUUGUGACUUAUAAAAAAAAAAAAAAAAAAGUCUACUGUAUAUAAAACAUUGGGUAUUGCAGACCAAUAAGUAUUUUGCCUUGUUUAAAUGAAAUGCAUGUUUAGUGAGCACUAAUACAAUCUUAUUCCAGAUGACUGUUUGUAGUAGCUUAUUGUGAAGUAAGCCCCCUAUAAUGAAUGUCUAUGUCUUGUUUUAAAGUCGUAUCUGUCUUUGCACAAAUGCACCAAGCAACAGGUAUAUUUUAGAUAUACCAGGGAAGUAAAAAGUAACCAUGACUAAGGCCCAACCUUAAUUUUGAAUGGUUUUCCAGAGUGGCAGAGCCUGAAGAAUGACAGGGCAGGUCAAAUGGGACACAUCCACUGGAGCACCACGAAGCUAAGUACGAGAGAGGAGAGGCUGGUGGUUUGUCCAUCGAGCCCAUCAACUCAUUGGCAGCCUUAGAUUAAAGAUGUCAUGUUUUUCUGAGCAUGUCAAUAUUCUGCAGACCUGAAAAAAAUAGUAUGAAUUCUCAGGAUCUCCCAAUGGUUCAACCUACAUGCAUGGUUAGGGAGUCAUAUUUAGAAUUUUCUUUUUUCCAUGCCCAAACACCCUUGAGAAAGUCAAAGUUGAGCAGUCAUCUGAUUCAUGGUGAAGGUGGCUUGGGCAAGUGCUACUAUGGUUUCCAAGGCCCACUAUGAGGAAUCCAAUAGUAUUUUCCAUCACUAAGUUCUCUGAAUAUAGACUUCUAUUUCCAGAAGUGACAGCACAAGUUGAGUUGCUGUUUGGUCUGGUGACCUAGCAUACACUAAUUUGAACUAAAGGCAAAGAGUAAAAACUGCUGAUCGCGGACAAGUUGCGUUCUUCAAACAGUUGACAUGAGGAGGCUCCAAUACUCAAGGAUGUAGACGAGAGACCUGCUGCAAGGAAAGCACAGAGGUCCCCAGUGGGUCUCUCUGCUGCCAAGCUAUUUCCUGUAGAACGUGAACCACAGAAAGAUAAACCUCAUAAAAACAAGGAAAACGAUGCUGAGUCCAUUCUAACCUCCAUGUUCUUGUGUGUUACUUGAGUCCAUUUUAGCUGGUAACAAAAAUCCAAAUUUGUUUGGUUGGCCAAAAUGAACCAACUCUGCAGGCUGAGUUUUGAAACCCAGGCUCAGUAAAAGAAUUUUCAUGAUCUUCCUCUGAGUGUCCAUUCCUCAUAGUAGUUCUGUACCGAGACUUGCCAAAUUUCUUUGUGGACCAACUAGUCAAAUUUGGUUUUGAAAAACAAAGAAUUAAUGUAAGACAGGAGUGCAGAGUGGGUGAGGGUCAGCAUACUCUAUUGAUAGUAUUCCAGGAAUUGCCUCUCAGUUUUUCCUGUUCUCAGUUGAAGACCUAAUUCCUCCUUUUAAUUCUCUUUGGAUGGGUGGAAUCAGUUAAUGUUUGGGAAAGCCUGCCUAGGCUCUGCCACUAGUUAUGACAUCUUGUUGAGCCAGACUCACUCUGUCUCCUGGAACCCAGAGCUGGAGUAGGGAGCAGAGAAGAGGGCCUCCAGCUGUUCAGGAAAGAAAAAAGUGCCAGUUGCAUGGCUAAUGAAUGCCAACACUCCCCAGAAUGUACUGACAUAGUCCUCAUCCUGGCCUGCCACUGACCCUGUCUGUACUUUCUCAAGGGUUGGUUUUCUCUUUCUCUUUCUUCCAAGGAAGGCCUUUGUAUGUCUUUAAUCCAAUGCACACAAGUCUGUCCAAGGGACUCUGCAGCACCCAGAAGGCUGAAUGCUUAAAAGUUUGUCAUUCCCUUACUGGGCUAUUCAUUGUCAUUGCUGUGUUCAGGGAUCUCUGGAAAUGGAGUCUGUUCUGUCUGAAAUAAAGCCAGCCUGUGAUGUUCAAGGGAAUGAAAUAAAGUGGCUUACAACCUGAAGGACUCUACAGAGUGCUCAGCUGUUUCAUACCUUUCUUUGGGGUGGGGAAGGGAUACUGAGGGCACUGUCCCAUUGGUAUGCCUCAGGGAUGACUUGUCUACAAGUGGAUCUAAUAACAUAUAUUUAUAAAUCACAUUACAUGGAGUGGCCACUAUAUCAGUUGAUUUUGUGUCGCUCUUUUGUCUGGCAUUAAAGCAUGUUUAUUUUUUAAUAUGGUUACCUGGAACAUGAGCGUUUCAUGCCUACACUGCUGCCUCAGCUGAACCUGUAACUUACUGGGGCUCCAGGUGUUGAUACUGGUCUCCCCCUGGGUAUAGUUCCUGCCUUCGAGGGACACAGGAACCACGGACUGUGAAUGAAGGGUUGAUUAUGGCAGCCAGUGAGGUGCUCAUUCACUCCUUCCUUUAUGGAACCUGCUGCGAGAAGCACAGUGGAUUGACGGCUCCAGCUGCCAUACCUUUGGAUCCACCUCGGUGUUCAUUCUGAGAUCCUGCUCACCUGGUGCUCCCAGUCAAUGACUGGGCCUGGGGGCAGAAUAUUAGAACUGGGUCAUUCUUGCCCAAGGUGAGACCCUUCCAGUGGGUGGUCUUUGCACAGGGACUCCCCAUUGGCCUGGCUCAGACUUUGUUAUAAUCAUGCUGUGGUCUGAGGCUCUUCCCACCCAAUCCUCCUUCCUUCCCUCUUACCUUUCAUAGGUGUCAGACGUGCCUUGCAGUCUGCAGGCUCACCCUAUCUACUCCUUCACUUUUCUCCUUUAUCCUUCACAAGCAUUUCUCCCAAUGCAUCCACUUUUGGGGGGGACCUGAAGUGACAGUGAUUCUGGUUGACGCCCUAGAAACACAGGGCUCAGACCCUCGAGUUGACAGCCUUCUCAGAGUUCAGAUUUGGUGGUCUGUCAUUACAAUGUGAAUGUCUAAGGGCAUGAAGGGUUUGUAUUAGGAUUAGGGUGAUGACAGAGCCCUGACUCUCCCAGGGCAAACCUCUAUUAUUAUGUUGAUGGAUGAUACCAGAGCACUAUUACUGCAUAUCUCCUCCUUUGAAGGCAGACUGUGUCUAAAUUGCCUCUCCCUGUCCCAACCCCACCUCCCAUCCCCCCUCACCCCCACCACCCUGCCACCCUGCCCAGCAUCUAUCAUGGUACCUGGUCCAUGGUAAAUGAACUGAAUUAAUAUAUAGGGAGGAAGGCAAGAGUUGAUACCAAAUCCUAUGGCACUGAUCACUGGUCACCCUUGCCUACCCAACCAGAGUCUCAAGGACAAGGAGGUGUGUGGGGGUGGCACACAUGGUGAGCAGAGUUCAUCACACAGCAGGACUGUGGCUGGCACAGGCUGAGGGAUGGACAGCCUCGGGGAGAUGUGGGGACCAGCUCCCCUACCCAGCAGGUCUGUGGUCAGUGCACUGCAACAUCCUAUCGAGACUAUGGAACGUGAAUCAGGAACAAAAGACCAUGUGGUCCCAUCUCUAGUCUCACAAUCUCUCCAGAAGUCUCAUCAAUAAGCACUUGUCCCAGCCUCCUCUUCCCUGCCAGCUGGUCCAGGCAUAAAGGCUACUAGGAAUACAUUGGAUUCGAAUUAGUCAGGGAAAGCUUCCUGAAGGCAAAUUUUCAGCCAAGAUUUGCAAGCUGUGGGCACAGAGAGAUAAAGUGAGAUGUGGAAGAACAUAGAAAUGCUACUUGUCUCAACAGAGGGAGUCUUAGGAAGAUAAUCAUGGAUAACGGUUAAAGGAAUGUAUGUGGAGGUUAGUGGGGUGGAUGGCCACUGAUGAAACACCAAUAAACAUUGGAAUAGUAAUCAGGGUGUUUGGAUUUGAACCAGCAGAGACUAGGGAUCCUGGACAUUCUAGAGGAGAUAGUUCGUGAUGAAAUUGGAGUUUGAGCCAUGUGGUUAACCUCUACGUAGAGGUUGGCCCGGAUGGGCUAAGGUACCGGAAAGGUCUUGUGAUUCAAGUGGGGGUGAGUAAGGCCGGGAGCGAGGAAGGGUAGAAGCGAAGAGACUGAGCUGGCUCUUUGUAAGUCACAGCAAAGGCCUCUUGAUUUCCUCAGUCCUCUUCUCAUUUGGAGUCCUGGUGGUACAGUGGUUAAGAGCCAGGCUGCUAACUGAAAGUGUGGCAGUUCAAAUCCACCAGCUGCUCCUUGGAAACCGUGUGGGGCAGUUCUACUUUGUCCUAUAGGGGUUGCUAUGAGUUGGAAUCAACUCGACGGCAACAGAUUUCUUCUUAUUUAGGAGUCCCUCAGUGAUGCAAAAAGUUAAUGUGCUCAGCUGCUAUCCGAAAGGUUGGAGGUUGAAGUCCACCCAGAGAUGUCUCGGGAAAAAGGCUUGGUGAUCUACUUCCAAAACACGCUACGGAGCACAGUUCUACUCACACACAUGGGACUGCCUUGAGUCGAAGCGGACUCCGCAGCAACUGCUUUUUUGCCCUAAUUUAACCUUGGGGUGGGGCCCAGCAAUAAGAGGAAAUGCAAACGCCCUCCUUGUUCAAGCCCAGGGCCAGAAAGUGCCUGGGGGAGCCCAGGAUCUACAAGGUCACAGCAGGGGUUUCCCCCAAUCAGGCAAAGAGCCCAAUACCCACCUCACAGAAAGCACCAGACACUGUUGCUUACUCUGAUGUUAUGAAUAUUUAUUUUUUCUUCUUAAAAAUGUACAAAAAAUAAAAUAACUAUUUAUAGAUUUCCCCCUCUCCCAUUUACAAAACUAUUAAGUUACGUUUACCUUUUUCUUUUAAUGUGAGAGCAAAUUGUACAAAUAUCAAUUUCCCUUGCUUAUCUUUAAGAAAGGGCUGUUCAUAGAAUUUGGCACAAACCCUCUAUUUCUCUUGCAUUUCCAUGAUUUUAAAUAAGAAGGAAAAUAAACAUUUGAUCAUUUCAUGCUUCCUAAGUCUCUGGUCUUUGUCUUUUAGGAACUAAUUCCAAGGUGACAUCUGAUUGUAUUAUUCUGUUAAUCCCAAUUUCCAAAUAUUUGUAAAGUCUAACCAAUUUGGGGAUGUAUAAGAAAAGCACUUGCUCCACGAGUCCCCCAUCUUCCAUGGUUGAAAAGGCUUAUUUAUUGAGUGUGACUAAGGAACAAAAAAAGGAAGAAGGGGCAGAUUUUCCUAUCUUUCUGGAGUGUUUUUACUUGGGAAGUUCUGUACCACAGGAUUCAUCAAAGCUCUGCUAAUAUACAAUGGGAAGGACACGUUAAAGCUAAGCCAUGGAAGCUCAAGGAGGCGAGGGGAGGGGAGUUAGAUGGGGGGUUAGAUGGUAAAGAUGGGGGACCAAUGGGAGGUAACACUCAGCACCAACCCUUGGUGGCCUCAUAUUCUUUGUUCUGGCAAAGACAGCUCAGGGGCUUAGGACAAACACAAAAGCAUCUCUGAUUUGUCCUGCCUUAGGGCAGGCCCAGCAAACAGUUGUCCAAAGAGGCUGGAGAGAGAAGGGUAGGUAGCCUGCACCAGGCUAUCAAAUAAUUUGUUUGUGGCUCCCUUACUCUGGAGUCUUAUGCCCCAGCCCAAUCAUAUUGGCCAUUACAUCUGCCAUCCAUGUUUGAAACCAUGUUUAGCCCAAAGAGCAUGGGAAGUGCAUAGUACAUCACAUAUUUCCAACACUGAAUUUGUCCAUCUUAGAGUGCAGUCCCAUUCAUACCCAGGAUGGUACCCAUGCUGCCAGUCCAGGGCAUGGCGGUCAUUGAGUCGAUGAGGAGGGGACAGAGUUGGAGCAGAGCAGAAUCCAGGAAGCAAACCCUUGCAACCACAGAGAGGGGUAAUGUGUCCAGAGGACACACAGAAAGGUGCCCCUUGGCCCCCACCCAGAGACCUUCUUGGACACAGCACCUGCUCUCUGGCCCAUGAAAUUGCUGUGCAGCAUCAAUGAGAAAUAGCCGGGCUGGCAGCAGCCCUCUGCCCUGUUCUGGGCCUCAGGACAGAUGAAGUGAAGGGGCAAGGAGUCCUGAGAGGGGGCCUCAGGUAAGACGUCAAAGUGCUUUACAAACAAUCUGGGCCCUUACAUAGAAACUGCCCUAGAUCAGGGCCUAGGGUGGCGGGAUGUGUCAGGCUACCCAAAAGCUAGUGCUUCAGUCUUCAAGGGUGCAUACAAACCCAUUGACCACCCACCUGUCCUCUCGAAGAGAACUGAGGCCCACCAUGUUUCACCACCGUGUGUUUGUUUAGGAAGCCUUUCUCCUCCUCUUCAUCUCCCAGGCAGGUAGCAGGGGGCAAGCAUUUGCUGUCCCAGGCCACCUUCUGAGGCUGGUGGCAGAAGAGCAGGGGCUCCUAGGACAUUCUCACCCACUCACUCACUUCCUCAGCAGCCCCCCGGGAGCAGCUAAUCCCUUUUCUGGUGCCUCUGGCAGGUGAGGCCCAUGAGGAAGCCGUGGCCUACUGGUUGCAGCCAAGCUGUUGGCACUGCUCUGAGAACUGCAGUUGGUCUAAAGGAGCCACUUGAGAUGAAGGAUGUGCUUGUAAACUGUUAGGCUCUACACAGUGUCCGGGAUUCCCAUCAUCACCAAGGAGUUCUGCAGCCAGCCCCAGCAACAGGGCCCUGACGGCAAAACCCCUAUAGAGUCCUCUCCAAAAAGCUCAGGG
Loxodonta africana (African savanna elephant) is the source of this 18767-nucleotide messenger RNA. It is a transcript of the gene NCALD, whose product is annotated as neurocalcin delta. The coding region runs from base 11065 to 11646 and encodes 193 amino acids. NCBI's taxonomy places the organism in Eukaryota, Metazoa, Chordata, Mammalia, Proboscidea, Elephantidae. The record is from RefSeq and is a predicted model, not a curated record. Gene Ontology annotation, molecular function: calcium ion binding; tubulin binding; actin binding. Gene Ontology annotation, biological process: calcium-mediated signaling. The transcript has 4 exons.